Messenger RNA from Xiphias gladius (swordfish), 9709 nucleotides. It is a transcript of the gene arhgap5, whose product is annotated as Rho GTPase activating protein 5. The transcript is spliced from 7 exons. Lineage: Eukaryota; Metazoa; Chordata; Actinopteri; Istiophoriformes; Xiphiidae. The record is from RefSeq and is a predicted model, not a curated record. Bases 356 to 4879 code for a protein of 1507 amino acids. Gene Ontology annotation, biological process: signal transduction. Gene Ontology annotation, molecular function: GTP binding; GTPase activity.
UUUGAAGUUGCGGGGUUGCCAGUUUUGCAACCUUAACGUCUUGCCUCUCGUUAACGUGAGCGCUAUGGAUGGAUGGACGGAGGGUCGGGUCCAGGAGUGCCGCUGGGCAGAUUUGUGAAGUUUUCCGACAUUAACCGAGGCAGGUGAUAAAAGGACUAAGCCAGCUGCUCUAUCCCAGCUUAAAGAAGACCCAGGAUAGAAACUGAGAGAGAAACACUGAGUUGGAGGGGGAUUCACCACUACCAAGGGAAAAUCAGAAUGAAAGUGCCUCUAUACCACUGACAAGAAGAACUGGAAUGAUAUCUUGAUCUUUUUUCCUGGAAGUGACCAAGUUAGCGAUGAGCGGGGGGAUAUAAUGGCCAAGAACAAGGAUGCCCGCCCCCCAACAUUCGCCGUCAGUGUGGUUGGCCUCUCGGGGACGGAGAAAGAGAAGGGAAAUUGUGGCGUGGGCAAGUCCUGCCUAUGCAAUCGGUAUGUGCGUCCUGAUGCGGACAGCUACUACUCUGAGCACACCUCAGUGCUGAGCACAAUAGACUUUGGUGGACGUGUGGUUAACAAUGACCACUUUCUUUACUGGGGGGAGGUGUCCCAUCGAGGGGACGAUGGGUUGGACUGUAAAAUCCAAGUCAUUGAGCAAACAGAGUUCAUUGAUGACCAGACGUUUCUUCCGCAUCGGAGUACUAACCUGCAGCCGUAUACCAAACGAGCGGCAGCAACCAAGCUCCAGUCAGCAGAGAAGCUUAUGUACAUCUGCACGGACCAGCUGGGCUUGGAGCAGGACUUUGACCAGAAGCAGAUGCCCGAUGGGAAGCUGAACAUCGACGGCUUUGUGCUGUGCAUCGAUGUUAGCAAGGGUUGCAAUAGGAAGUUUGAUGACCAAAUGAAGUUUGUCAACAGCCUUUAUUCCCAAAUUGUUAAAUCAAAGAAGCCUAUCAUCGUUGCUGCCACAAAAUGUGAUGAGUGUGUGGACCAGCACCAGAGGGACCUGCAGGCCUUUGUUGCCAGCAAGAAGAACCUGCUGCUAAUUGAGACAUCAGCACGCUCCAACGUCAACGUGGAGCUCUGCUUCAAUACCCUCCUCCAGCAGCUAGAUAAAACAAGGGGGAAACCAAAAACUGUGCCAUAUCUGGAGGCCUAUAAAAUCCAACGGCAGCUUGUUACCUCAGUAACAGAUAGAUUUGACAAAUUGAUGGUGCACACAGUGAGAGAUUACCAUACCACGUGGAAAACAGUGAUGAACAAUAUGAAGGGCCAACCUGACUAUGAUGACUUCAUCACCUUGGAGGGCUCCAGGAAAGCACGCAACAUGUUCACAAAGCACAUUGCACAACUGAAACAGGAGCACAUUAAAAGGAGGAGGGAAGAGUACCUGACAACACUACCAAAAACCCUUAAUAACCUCCUCAGUAACCUGGAGGAGGUUGAACACCUCACAUGGCCUGAGGCACAAAGUGUGAUCCGGAACCGGCCUGAUUUCCAGUACUGGUUUGUGGUUCUAGAACAUACGCCAUGGGAUGAGACGGACCACAUCAACAACAGUGACCGCAGGAUACCCUUUGACCUCCUUGAUACACCUGAUGGUGAGAGAAUCUACCGUAACCACGUCCAGCACCUGCUGUCAGAGAAGAGAAGGGUAGAGAUGAAAGAGAGGUUCAAGAAGACACUGGACAGGGUUCAUUUUAUCAGUCCAGGGCAGCCAUGGGAGGAAGUCAUGUGCUUUGUUAUGGAGGACGAGGCCUACAAAUACAUCACAGAAUCAGAUAGGAGGGAUGUUUACUGUAGACACCAGCAGGAAAUAGUUGAACGGGCCAAAGAGGAUUUUCAGGAAAUGCUUUUUGAGCACGCUGAGCUGUUCUAUGACUUGGAUCUGAACGCCACCCCCAGCGGCGACAAGAUGAGCGAAAUUCACAGUGUCCUGAAUGAGGAGCCCAGAUACAGAGCGCUGCAGAAACUUGCCCCAGAUAGAGAGUCGCUCCUACUCAAACACAUUGGGUUUGUUUACCAUCCCACUAAGGAGACCUGCCUGAGUGGGCAGAACUGUGUUGAUCUGAAAGUGGAGCAGGUUUUAGCAAACAGGCUGGUACAGCUCGACCAUGGACGCUCUAAUCUCUACUAUAACAGUGCCAACAUUGAUAAGAUCAACCUCUGCCUCCUGGGAAGGGAGGGUCUCUCACAGGAAUUAGCCAAUGAGAUCCGAGCUCAGUCCACAGAUGACGAGUACACCCUUGAUGGUAAAAUUUACGAACUGGAGCUUCUUCCCGUGGAUGUCAACUCUACGCUGCUCUUCAGCCAUACGUGGGUCACCACUUUCAAGCCACAUGGCUGCUUUUGUGUAUUCAACUCCAUAGAGUCUCUCAACUGUAUUGGAGAUUGCAUAGGCAGGAUCAGAGCAGAGAUAGCACAAAGUAGGAGAGAGAGAUUUGCUCAGCCGCUACCAUUCAUUCUCAUCCUGGCAAAUCAGAGGGACAGUGUUUGUAAAAAUAUACCUAUCCUGAGGCACCAGGGCCAACAGUUGGCAAAUAAGUUGCAGUGCACCUUUGUGGACAUCCCGUCUGGGGCCUUUCCACGUAAAUUCACUGAGUUCCAAAUUAAGCAGGGUCUCCGAGCAGUGCUGGAGGGGCUAAAGCAUAACUUUGAUGUCCUGGCCCCUCUGCCCUCUAUCAAAGACAUGUCAGAGACGGACCUUAGGAUAGUCAUGUGUGCUAUGUGCUGGGAUCCUUUCAGUGUUGACCUCAUCCUCUCGCCUUUCCUGGACUCACAUUGCUGUAGUGCAGGGCAGCCAGGCCAGAGCAACACACUGAUACUGGACAAGAUCAUUGGUGACAGCAGGAGGAGGAUCCAGGUCACUGUCCUCUCCUAUCACUCUGCUAUCGGUGUCCGCAAAGAUGAACUGGUGCACGGCUACAUUUUGGUGUAUUCUGCCAAACGCAAGGCUUCCAUGGCGACCCUGCGGGCAUUCUUGGCUGAAGUCCAGGAUGUAAUCCCUGUCCAGAUGGUGGCGAUCACAGACAGCCAGGCAGACUUCUUCGAGAAUGACGCCAUCAAGGAGUUGAUGACGGAGGGGGAGCACAUUGCCACAGAGAUUGCUGCCAAGUUUACAGCACUCUACUCACUGUCACAGUAUCAUCGGCAGACAGAGGUUUUUACACCCUUCUUCAAUGAAGUGCUAGAGAAGAAGCCGAGCAUUGAGAGUUCUUUCCUGUUUGACAGCUCAUCACGUGAGUGCACCACUGGUGCAAGUGAAGAUGUCUUCCCCACCUCACCACAUAGCCAUUCCCCAGCCUACAACACCUAUUACCCAGAAUCUGAUGAUGAUAAUGAAGCCCCCCCACCUUACAGUCCAAUAGGUGAUGACGUUCAGCUUCUCCCCACACCCAGUGAGCGGGCCAAGUACCGGAUCGACCUAGAGGGAAAUGAGUAUCCAGUCCAUAGCACGCCUGUGGGAGACCAUGAACGCAACCACAAAGUGCCUCCGCCCGUCCGGCCCAAACCAGUGCUCCCCAAGCCUAACGUCAAAAAGCUGGACCCUAACCUACUCAAAACCAUUGAGGCUGGCAUGCGAAGUAAUCGUAGAGUGCCGCGUGGCCCAAUGACACACACUGAGGAUGUAGAGGCAUCAGACAACUAUGCAGACCCAGUGGACACCUUGCUAAGGUCCAGGGGUUUCCACAAUGAUGACAUAUAUGCUGUGCCCGAUGACACACACAGCCGUCUGGUCAAAAUAAGAAACUCUUUUGGCGGGUUACAUGGUCUCCAUGGAGGAGGAGAGGAAGAGAAUGGAUUCGACCGGAAGUCUCAGGCUGGACGCCGGCCGUCAAAAUACAAACAUCGUUCUAAAAUCCUGUUUAGCAAGACAAAGGCCUACCAAAGAAGAUUUCACUCUGACAGCGACGGGGAGGAGUCUGGCCCUGCCACGCAGAAAAAGAAAAAGGGAAGAGCCCACCGGGGAAGCGAGGAGGACCCACUGCUCUCCCCUGCCGACCCCUGGAAGGGUGGGAUAGAUAACCCCGCUAUCACCUCCGACCCUGAGCAGGAGGACAAGAAGAUGAAGAAGAAGAAGACGCCCAAAACACCAAAGGAACCAAAGAAGCCGAAAUCCUCCAAGCCCCCCAAGCCUCUGUACCCCCCCACCCGGAGAACCUGGGAGAGCAACUACUUUGGCGUUCCCCUGCAGAACCUGGUGACCCUGGAGCGACCUAUCCCACUCUUCAUCGAGAAAUGUGUCGACUACAUCGAGCGCACAGGUCUGACGACAGAAGGCCUGUAUCGCGUCAGUGGGAACAAGACGGACCAGGACAACAUCCAGAAACAGUUUGAUCAAGAUCACAGUAUCGACUUUGUGGCUAUGGACGUGGCGGUGAAUGCCGCUGCCGGAGCUCUGAAGGCUUUUUUUGCCGACCUGCCCGACCCGCUGAUCCCCUACAGCCUGCACCCAGAGCUGGUGGAGGCCGCAAAAAUCGUGGACUACAUGGAGCGUCUGCAGGUCCUCAGAGAAAUCGUGAAGAAGUUUCCCCCUGUCAACUACCAGGUCUUCAAAUACAUCAUCACACAUCUCAACAGGGUGAGCCAGCACAGCAAGACCACACUCAUGACGGCCGACAACCUGUCCAUCUGCUUCUGGCCCACGCUGAUGCGGCCUGACUUCGAGAACAAGGACACGCUGUCCACCACCAAGCUGAACCAGGCCGUCAUCGAGUCCUUCAUCGUGCAGAGCGACUACUUCUUCCACGGCGGCGAGGUGGCCGAAAGCUCCAGCAGCGAGGGCACGCCGCCGCCGCACUGCCACAACAUGGUGGAGGCCCUGCUGCCGCUGCAGCUGCCCCCGCCCCUGCAGCCGCAGCAGAUCCAACACACCCUGCCCCCCGACCCGCUGAUAUAGGAGCCGGAGAAGCAGGCUGGGAAAUGGAGUCAGGGCGUAUUUGUCUGUGCUGCCAGCCGCUUCCGGCCAACAGUCACCUGGAGGUCGUCUUCUGCUCUACAAAACGCUGGUCGGCUGUUAAAAUUUAAGAAAACAAAAACCUGGUUGGUGAGUUUUUUUUGUUUUGUUUUGUUUUUUUUAGGGAGUCAGCCGCUGCCGUUUGUCAUCGACUUUGAGGUGAAUGAGCUUUUGGUUUUAGAGACACGUCCACCGUUUGUUGGAACAAACCUAAUCUGUGAGAUCUGCUCACCCUGCGAGGUAAAUCCUGGAUUAGAGAAUCACAAUCGGACGCCACCUUUUGGAGCUAACAUUUGGACCUGGCCGCCCCCCUUUUACGAUACAGAGACUGAAAAUAGUUGAUAAAUGAACCGAUUGGAUUUGGCACAUAGAGACAACACUAAUCGUUUAGCAGGGUUGGACUCCGGGGAUUCGGAGGAACAUCCGGGGCAGAUAGAUUAGAGAUUACCCUCCUACCUUAACCCUGAUGGAAUAGCACACUGGGGUCCUGAGCAACUCCCUCUGAAGCCCCUGCUCCUCUCCCCUGCUCCGGUACAAGAGAAAAGGGAAGUUAAAACUUAGAGUCCCCGCGACUGCAACUUAAAUCAACCUGAUUUUGCCGACUGGUUGACUCCUUGGCCUAUUUGACUGACUGGCUACCUGAUUCGUUCACAGACUGUUUGCGGGCUGACAGUAAUUCACGGAGUCUUCCUGCAGAUCUCCGCGUUUCAGCACGGGAGAACGUUUCCUCAGUCAGUCAGCAAGAGGAGGCCAGGGAUCAUGCGCCAGACAUCAAACAGGCUCACAGACAGUGGAUGUGUGGUCUCGCUGCCUGGUAGAAAUGUAAGAAACGUGGCUUAUCUUUUGGUUUUCUUUUUGGGGGGGGGGGGCUGGUUUUAAGUACUAAAAGACAAAAUGAAUUGACCCACUACAUGAACUUUGACUCCCUUACAGGACAGCACAUGCACGACUUGUGUCAAAGGUCCCACAAGCCAAUUUCAUGUCCGUUUGUUAGUUUAUGUUGUUAUCAUUUCGACAAGUUUCUUUUUUUUUUUUUAUAUAUAUUUUUUUGUAACGUUUGAUUUCUACCCAGUUUGUGUGUUGGUGCGUGUUUGUGUGUGUGCGUGUGCGUGUGCGUGUGUGUGUGUGUGUGUGUGUGUGCUGAUGACGAUGAUGCGUGUGGUGGUGUAUCCGUGUGAACUGACCUGGGGUCUGUAUUACAGCCAGUUUGUACCUUCUCUGCAGAGGGAAGGGGGGAUUCAGGAGGUAAAAGGAAUAAAAAAAAUGUGGACCGACGGACUCGUAACGCUCCGUGCAAGAGAAUCGGACUUUAUGGACUUCGCUGCGAAUCUUCCGCUAACUGUUUCGUCGCUUUAGAGCCUCUAACUCUCAAUGCAAUGGCUGAUGUCUCCCGUUCUGAAGUGACGACCCCCCCUCCGACCCCUCAGCGACGGCACAUGAGCGAGGAAACCACUAUGUUGCGGUGCAUUCUGGAUCCGUUGGGUUCGAGGAGGCGUCUUCCGUGUUCGAAUUACUUCCUUCGCUUUGCGGAGGACGCUCCCCGCUUUUUUUCAUUUCUACUUUGGUUCUCCUGUUCUGUUGGUUUGAUGGAAACGAAAAAUUGCAUGUCUCUGUUUUUGCCACUUAGUGAAAAAAAAAAAGAAAAGAAGUUUAAAGUUUAAAAAAAAAAAAUGAAAUGAAACAUUUUGAAACUUUGGUUCAGAUCUGCAUCGUUUUAACUGAACCUUUUCGGUUUCAGGGGGAACAUUCCCACAGAAAAACUCCAGGAGGGGGUUUCAUUGUUUUGCAUUUCUUUCCUUUCUGUCAUGCAAGAAAUCAGCUCUUAAUAUCAUAUUUUUGGUUAUAUGUUGAAUAGUUUUCCCUAAAUAGAGGAAAGAAGUAUAUAUAAGUAUAUAUAUAUAAAAAUUUAUCAGCAGCAGAGGUUGCUGAUUUAGUGAAAUACCACAGGGUACUGGACUAUAAUCUGUCAGAAGCUAUAAUCAUAUUUCUUUGUGGUUCUGAUGGUGUAACUGAAACCCAUCUUUUUUUUUCUUUUUUUUUUUUCUGAUGGUGUGUGUGUGUGUGUGCGCGUGUACGUGUGUGAGGAGGGGAGGGAGUGUGAUAAAAGAUCGGCAGGUUAGAAUUCCUCUCUGGCCCGUUUUGAAAGCGAAAAGGAAAAAACAAAAACAAAAAAUCCCUCAUCGCUUUCUUCUUCAGUGACACUUUUCAGGCAGAGCGAAGGCAAAACCCCCGAGUUUACACAGACAUAAAACUCCACCUGGCUUCACCUUCAGCUUCUCCUCCCCCCACUUUGUUUUGUACAUCUUUUUUUUCCCUUCGGCGCGACCCUCGGAGAAGCAUUUUGUCAUCGUGGUGCGGGAUUUUCCAGAACCUUCGGACGCUCCUCUGUCAAACGUCUGCCUCGUGAUAUCAUGGAUUCUUAAUCUGUUUCCCUCGAUGGAACACAGAUCAUAGUCAGGAAUUCUGUAUUGGUAACGGCUGAUUUUACAGGUCCGGGGUUUUACUAAUGAUUUCCAUUAAGUUUUCCGGAGAGAACUUUGUCAUUUUCAGUGGUGGGAAGUAUUUACUCAGGCACUGUGCUUAAGUAGAAUGUUGAGGUACUUGUACGUAUGUUUGUUUGGAAGCUAAUUUAUACUUUUACUCCACUACAUUUCAGAGGAAAACGUUGUACUUUUUACCCAUCUACAUUUAUUUGAAAUACUUUUGUUGCUACUUCUACCUGAGUAAAGGAUCCACAGACUUCCACCACUGGUAACUUUGGUGUUAGUUACAGGGAAAAUGGAGAUGUGUGUUCGGUCGGCACGGUUCUGAUCAUUUAACUUCAGUCAACUGCUGACAUAACCCAGAGAGUGUUUUAACCAGGACACCGCAGCCUUUCUUUAAUAUAAAUAGAACAAAUCUUUUUUUCCCUCUAGUAAGAACCAAACCAAAUAGUUCUUCCUCAUCGUCCUCCCUAGAAAUCAUCUGGAAAAUUACAGAUCUGUUAAAUGAGGCGUUGCAACCAACGCAUCUCCUUGUUCAACUUGUAACAAACUAAAAACUUGUUUUCACUCACAUCGUCCAUAUUAAUGUUACUUUCAGUUAUUUGGUGCAUUUCGACGCCAAAAUGCGUCUCUAUUGUUCUUGUGUUGUACAAAAAGCCCGGAUGAAUCUUUUUUUUUUUUUUCUCAUGCAGCUGACGGAAUAAAUUUUGAUCCGGAUGGACAGAGGAGUCGUUUUAUCUGUUCAGGAAAAUAACUUCAAACCUGCGUUGAGUGCUGUUGUUAAGCGCCGACGGGAUUUAACGUUCAGACCGUCAAAAACUGAGGCUGGUUCACGGGCGGGUACAAACCGCUCCUAGCACAGUUACACAGCCUAGGUGCUGAAGUCAUGUUUCAGCAAGUAAAAAGGGUCCAGCAGGGACGAAAUGCAGACUUUUUACUGUGUUGUCGCCGACAGUUAAGGAUGAAAUGGUGAAUUCACUGGGAAGUUCCAGUACUUUGCCGUAUUUUUACGCGUAUUCGCACAAAACCGCUGCCCCGAUGGUUUCAGACACUUUUUUUUUUUAAAUCCAGAUUUACCGUUUUCUUGAAUGUCUCUCUGUGUACGUUUUUUUUGCGCUGCGGUUUCGAGCCGCUGCUAAUUACACAGACUUGGGUUAACUUCCCCUCGCGACCUUCUGCGGUGCCACCACGUCAUUCCCAGAACUCGGCAUCCGUGAAACGGAUCGGUUUGUGUUGCCACGGCCUAGCGAAGGCUGGAGGGGAUCUGCCCGGCUCUCCUCAGAGAACGGACGGACAAACGGCGAAUAACUUGAAACGCAACAUUUGUUUCCCGCCGUUUCUAAAAAGUUCCAAAGAGAACCUGAAAAGUGUCAGCGAUGUGGGAUGAAUCCAUUUAUAGAAAACUGUUGAGCGAAGGUCCGUCCCAUUUCAGACAUGUCUCCUGUGUCCUCACUCCUGAUAAGGUCAUUGAGAUUUAAGCUUUUCCCUUUUCUUUGUUAAUUUAGUUUUAUUUAACUGUGGAUAUGAGUUUUACCUCAGAAAACCCAGUUUAUUUUCCACUGCCACUGAACCAGUUGGUUCUACCGGUAAUAAAUGACCAGAUUUUCAUCGUUGAAAUGAUUGAUUAAGCAAAUUUACCAGACAUUUGCUGGUUCUACCUCAUCAAUGUGAGGAUUUGCCGCUUUUUGCUGUUUUAUAUAAUAUUAGAUUUUAAUAAUUUGGGGGGUUGGACUGUUGUUUGGACAAACAAGCUAUUGGAAGACGUCACCCUGGCCUCUGGGAACUUUUAAUUUGCUAAAUUAAUGAUAAAUGGAUGGUGAAAACAGCUGUCGGUUGUUUCCCUGCUUCCCACAACUUUGACUUGGAAUUUUUUUUUUUUUUCCCAGAAAAAAAGGUUAUCAGACGCAAACUUUGAAGGACAGAAAAGGAACGAGGCCAGCGCCCCAACGUAGAGAAUAAUUUUCGAUGCUAAUUCGAGGAAAAGGUCGUACUGAAGGGAAAGGAGUCUGUCUUAACAUGGCCAGAAAAUUAAAUUUAGCGGAAUCUAAAGGGCACUUUGAAGGGGACACAUGUCUGGAACGGGACCCGCUGCAGACAAAUGAGAGAUCAUUUUCCUCUGGGAUGUGAAUGAGGGGCUGAAGGGCGUGUUAGAGGGGAUAAAUAUUCAGAAUGGAACGUAGCCAAAAGCCCGUUUUAAGGUUUUAUGCUGUUGGACUGAAGAGGACAUUGAAGGGCGCGAACGGCAAGUGGAACAGAGCCAAGAGCAUCCUGAUGCACAAACUCAAGUUUU